AUGGCUCAACCGGCACCGAAACACAUGGAGUACAUGCGGCUACAGGCGGCACAACUGAUCAGGGAUGACGUGUCGCGGCUAGUUGUUUUCGUGAGUCCUCUCCUGUCUUUUUGCAAGUUUCAGGCCGUUCCGGGCUUUUCCAAGACCUGGACCACAUCCUUGGAUCCGAUCGGACCCACACUUUGCAGGCUCCUUGGACAUGGAUCGAGGUACUUUGGGGCCAAGUUUCAGACUGAUUCGAACAUCUGGUCUCGAGUUAUGUGGAUCCGCUGUUUUCGCAACAAAAUCGGCCUUUUCGGCCUCAAGUAUAUCUCGGGACCAGACCAUCGGAUCGGCCUGAAACUUGGACCCAUCGUGCACCAGUCCAGAAGCCUGCACAGUUUGGGUCCGAUUAGAUUAUUGCAAGUGGGUCAAAAGUCCAGGCUUUGUUGUUAAUGAAGCACAUUUGCCUGAAAAUUCGUAAAAAAAACGAUAUUCCAGGGCGGUCCGGGCACCGGCAAAACGUGGUUUCUGAUGCGAGCGCUCGUGCACGCAUUGGAGGAAUCCGAAGCGAGCCAAGUGGUGUGCAUUUUCCGAGACGAAGUCGACUACGGCGCGUUCGCCCGCGAAUUCAACAGGGAGGAAUACGAGGCGUUGCGGAGCGACUACAAAGAUGAGGGACUGAUUUUGAAUCCGUAUCGCGUGGACGAGAUUUUGGGAAGAAACAAGAAGAGAUCGGCUGCAUUUGUUUAUCCCGAAGUAAGGAGUAAUGCACUGUCUCCAGAACUUUCACGCUCCGGAGACCGUGAGUAGCCGCCUAUCUGAAUGACUGCCAUUUUCUCUAAUCUUGCAGGAAUUUGAGAAAUCAAAGAUCAUGAUUCUGAUCUUAGACGAGAACAACGUUGCCAUGUGGAGGUUUCUGAAUGAUGACAAGUUCAAGAAGAAUGAGAACGUCACUGUUCUUGCCGGUUAGUUUGUUCUGGAAAAGGUGGAAAUGCGUUACUGAGAGAUGAGAAAUGUUUCCAAUUGCAAAAACUACGAAACACUUUGAAAAUCUGUUUUUAGCGUUUGACAAUUGGGAACAUUCCUGUUUUUUCAGAGAACAUGUCAAAAGUGUGCACUUGCAGAAACCGUGAACAUGUGGCCGUUCGGUCCGUUCAACAUGAUGUUCAAGGACGUCGACUUCCGGGUCGGACGGAUGGUGAGCACGGUCGACGAAGCCCUCUCGGCCGGAACGCCCGUACACCAACGAUUUCAAUUGGCGACGAUCGCCAAUAAAGAGCGACUCGGAACUAUUACGACGUGCUGUCUGCCGUGGUCGAAUCGCUUCGAGGAGGCGUUGCAGUGGAGUGCGCUCUACUGCUACAAGUCCCACGGCGGCGUCUCGGGUCCCGCAUGGCUGCCGGAGGACCUCGAAGAUGAGGAGGAGCCGACGAGAGCACGAAUCAGAGAACUCAUGGGCGAACAUCCAGUCGAAGUUUUCAAGUUUAUCGGCGCGUCGUACAAAACGUGCACUCAGUCGGGAACGAGUCUGGCGGAUAUAAAGAACGUGGGCGAGGCGGAGCGCCUCGUCAGUUACGUGAAGGGAAUGCUGGAAGACGCGAGAAGAUCAGAAAGACCGUUGCAUCCCCAAGAGUUCCACAUCAUGUCCACCUUCCCAGCACAGGUAUUGUGUGGCUGCCGUUCAACACUUUUCAUCAUUUCAGAUCGCCGAAAUCAAACGAUUGUUGCUGGUGGAGUCGGAAACUCACCCGGAAGACGACGUGUUCGGCAGAAUGAACCAGAUUCCCGUGAACACGCCGGCCUUUUUCCGUGGCGAGGGUCGCGCCAAAUACGUCUUCUUCUCGAUGACGCUCACCAAUCGACGACGUCGGUGUUCAUCGGAAGGAACUCACUGAAGUGACUUUGCGAUUUUGCAGAAAACUUCAACCGCCUCUUCCCUCGUGACGUCAUCCAUCUCGCGUUGACGCAGAAUCCGUCGGUGAAAACGUAUUGGGUGGGAAACAAGAGCAUUCUCGAGGAGAACGAAUCCAAAAUGUACCAAAACGUGCUGAGGUAUUCGCAUUUCCCGUUGUAUGUGUCGUUUCAAUCCACUGUUUUUCCAGAACUCUCGAGCAUGAACCAAUAGUCGAUGUGGAAGAGACGAGGAGCGACAAGCGGGCUGUGAGCGAAAUGACGCGAUGGAUGUACCGUUUGGAAAGGAGCACGGGAGGCCGCCAACAACCAGAACCACAGGUUCACAUUGAUCCGGAAGACAGGCAAGAACAACUCUCGGACGGCCCGGAUGUGUCUGAAAUCGAUCAUUUUCAGUGUGGUGUACGAACGAGACAUUGCGUACAUAGUCAGUCCGCCGGCCCGCAGCGACAGGCCGAGAAGAGAUGGCCGUGAUUGGGCAGCGAUCGAAAGGCAUGCUGUAUCCAAUGUGGCGAACAUCUCCGGUCCACAUCCGCGAUUGCCUCUGCCCGGAUCUCGGACGACAUCUUCAGGAGCAGACGAGGAAGACAUGGAGACGGAGGACGAUGAUCAACCGUCCACUUCCACCGCUCCCACGUCCCGUUACCCGAUUCGCGGCAGACCCGUCACAGAAACGGAACUGUAA
This is a messenger RNA of Caenorhabditis sp. 36 PRJEB53466, 2578 nucleotides long. Lineage: Eukaryota; Metazoa; Nematoda; Chromadorea; Rhabditida; Rhabditidae. The record is from the annotation of a GenBank genome assembly.